This is a messenger RNA of Rhipicephalus microplus (southern cattle tick), 309 nucleotides long. RefSeq names its product trypsin Tyr p 3.0101-like. Lineage: Eukaryota; Metazoa; Arthropoda; Arachnida; Ixodida; Ixodidae. Gene Ontology annotation, biological process: proteolysis. The record is from RefSeq and is a predicted model, not a curated record. Gene Ontology annotation, molecular function: serine-type endopeptidase activity.
AUGACCACAAUUGCGAAUGACAUCGCCCUUGUGAAGUUGGCUCAGCCACUCCUCUUUGACAAGUUCGUCAAACCAAUCUGUUUACCUUUGCGGCGAUUGCAACUCGUCAACAAGAAAGCAUUCGCUUCCGGUUGGGGAAAAGUCACAGAAGGUGGCAAGAGCACGGAUAGGCUUCGCUACCUCGAGACGAAAUUCUUGCCUUUUCGAAAGUGCAAACCGUCCUUCAACCCAUUGGUGCAGCAGGAUGUGUUCACUGGCACCCAAGUCUUGUGCACGGAAACGAACGGCAAGGGCGUUUGUCAGGAGUGA